Messenger RNA from Staurois parvus, 285 nucleotides. Lineage: Eukaryota; Metazoa; Chordata; Amphibia; Anura; Ranidae. The record is from the annotation of a GenBank genome assembly.
CCAGAGGUGUCCAAACUAUGGCCCUGUUGUGAAACUACAAGUCCCAUCAUGCCUCUGCCUUUGGGAAUCAUGCUUGUAACUGUCAAUCUUGCAAUACCUCAUGGGACUUGUAGUUUGGCAACAGCUUGAGGGCUGCCAGUUUGACACCCCUGUUGGUGAACUAAAAGUCCCAUCAUGCCUCUGCCUUUGAGAGUCAUGCUUGUAACUGUCAAUUUUGCAAUGCCUCGUGGGACUUGUAGUUCUACAACAGCUGGAGGGCCACAGUUGCCCACCCCUGCUCUAGGG